UCGCCGUGUCCUCUUCUUCUCUGAGACGUCCGUACACUGGGCGCUUCUUGUUAUCUCUUGAGGCUAUCAACAAUGGGGCAAAAAGUGUCAUUUUGGAGAGAUGGCGAGCGCCCAAACCCCAAAGCAGGGCCAUCCGCAUGCGAUGUGGACAGCAAAGGACCUUCACCGUUUCGCGGAAGCAAGGAGAUUGGCAGGACUAUGAAUAUCACCGGGGGAACGUUUAACUUCUAUGGCGAUUCAAACCUUGGCGAUAUAGGAUCCAAUAGUGGCAUCCAUUCCAACUCCAUUGGCGAAGGACGUCGUGGAAAUGGACCUGCCUUGAACACGCGCAGUCAUGGUGGACGCCGGGAUCAGCGUCUGCUUAAUCGACUGGCCCACAAAGUUAACUUCCGGGCUAUCCAACAGGACGUCAGAAAGAAAUGGACGCCGGGAACGGGGGCGUGGUUCCUCCGCAGCCGUCUGUACGAAGAAUGGAAGGGAAGUAGAAGCGGCGUGCUUUGGGGAACUGGAAUUCCCGGUGCUGGAAAGACACUCCUUGCGUCAAACGUGGCCAAUGAUCUCCUACAGCUAGAGGAGGAAGCGAAUGGGAGGAUCGCCGUCAUCGUCAUAUAUUGUCGAUACACCGAGUCUUUAUCUGUCAAAGAGAUUCUAGAAGCAGCCCUCAAGCAAUACCUAGAACGUCACCCGUUCCUCAUCAACAUCAUCGAACCUCUCUACGCGCGACACGACCGCGAGAAGACAGCACCUACAGAGGAGGAGCUCAUCGAUUUGCUGCAUUUGAUCGAGUCGCAGUUCGAUAGAUGCUACUACGUGGUUGAUGGGGUUGAUGAAGCCGACGUCACCACCCAAUUCGACCUCAUCGACACUGUCAACCGAUUGCAAGGAAACUUUUUCCUGUGCUCCCGCCCACUGGAUUCCCUGAGCUCGGAACUCGUUGGCUCAGUCUUCUUUGAAGUCAGCGCCCAGAUGGAGGAUCUUGAACUUCUUGUCUGCGAAAAGCUGAAGCGGAACUCCGUUCUCAGUCAUCUCGCCAAAGACCACGAGUUUUUACGACGACUGGUCAAGCAGAUCUCGGACAAGGCUGAGGGGAUGUUCCUCCAUGCGGCUCUUCAGAGUGAUCUUAUUCCCCAGUGCCUCACGAUCGAGAAUCUACACGAGAGACUGGAUCGUUUUCCUGCUGGGCUGGAGGGUAUGUACCGCGUCGCCCUCGAGCGCAUCGAGCUCCAACCACCCGAGGCCGUCAAGCUUGCAAGGCAUGUUCUCCUCUGGCUAGUGUAUGGCCAAGAAGCCCUGUCCGUAUCCGAUCUCCGACAUGCAGUGUCUGCUUCAGGUGGCAUUUCCCUCGGCGAGGAGACAGAGAUGGAGAGUUUCAGAUCGGCGCUAUCGUCCCUGUUCUGCGGGUUAGUCACCGUAGACACGGCGACUAAUCUGGUUCGCCUUGUUCAUUUCACUGCCAAGGAUGCAUUAGCUCCACUGCUACUUCGACACUUCCCUAAUCCGCAUCACGCAAUCUUCAAAGUGGCUUCGGAAAGAUUAACCACGUCCAACACCACGAACGCAGCCGACUUGCACACUCAGCGGGACCUCGACAAGUUUCUGGCCAAAAGUCCUCUGCUCCGCUACUCAUACGAUCAUUGGGCCUACCAUGCACGUCAAUGCGCAUUAGAACCCAGGACAUCCGACGUGGUCCUGUCGUUUUUGCGACAGUGUACACGUUACCCUUGCAAUCUCGACCCGGACGAGCCGCAUUCUGACGACGAGUUGGACUACUUGCUCCCCAUCCAUGUUCUCGCGCGCUACGGCAUCCCACUUCUCGACGCGCUCUCGGCUGUCGCAACUGUAGACCGUAACCAGACUACCGACGGAGAAUUUAGUACGACGCCCCUUAUACUAGCCGCUACCCAUGGGCACCUCGACGUUCUAAACCAAUUGCUCGGCUUCAAGCGUAGAAAGUUGGUCGGUACAUUCAUCCGUGGCCGGUCAAAGUCGGGCAUUCGCCUUUUCAAGACUGUCGAUGUCAAUGCGCAAGACAAGCAAAAGAGAACGGCGCUGAUGUAUGCUGCGCACAUGGGGCAGGUCGAGGUUGUCCGGCGGUUACUCCAAGUGAAGGGGAUCAAAGUCGGUUUGACGGACGAGGAUGGGAUGACAGCUGUGAUGCAUGCGCUACAGCAGGGGUUCGAAGACAUCGUUCAGCUUCUUCUGGAGUUCGAGGGGAUCGACGUGAACCAGGAGGAUGAAGACGGCUGGACGGCACUGAUGUAUGCCGCGGAGUGGGGACGUGAACGUUCGGUUCGACUUUUGCUGCAGGCCAAAGGCAUUCACGACAUCAACUACGCGGCAGACGAUGGUUGUACAACGCUGAUGUGUGCCGCUUCUGGUGGAAAUGAAGCCGUCUUCCACCUCCUGUUAGGCGUGAAAGGAAUCCACGACGUGAACAAGGCGGACAACGAGGGAGAGACGGUUCUGAUGUAUGCGGCAAGUGGGGGGAGCGAAGCCAUAUUCCGGUACUUGCUUCAAGUUGAAGGAAUCCACGAUCUUGACCAGGUGGACGCCAACGGGAUGACAGUCUUGAUGCAUGCGUCGGCUGGCGGGAGCGAAGCCAUUGUCGAGCAUUUGCUCCAGACGAACAAGAUUCACGACGUCAACCACGCCGAUAACAGGGGACGCACGGCGCUGAUGCAUGCGUCGUUUGAAGCGAACGAAGGAGCUGUCAAGCUUCUGCUCCAGGCUGAAGGGAUCCAUGGCCCCAAUCUCACCGAUAACGAGGGCCAGACUGCGUUGAUGCUUUCAGUGGGCAGCGCCUUGGUGGUACCGAGCGAGGCGGUCGUCCGCCAGCUACUUGCCGUUGAGGGCCUCGACGUCGCUCAAGCGGACAACAACGGGAAGACGGCACUCAUCCACGCGGCGGAGGGAGGUCGAGAGACGAUUGUCCGAAUGCUAGUUGAGGCGGGAGGUCCUGAAACUGUGAACGUGGCGGAUAACAGUGGUCGGACGGUGCUGAUGUACGCGGCCGAAGCGGGACACGAGGACAUGGUUCACUACCUGCUCGGGUUGGAAGGGAUCCACGAUGUCAACCAGACGGAUAAGGAUGGUCAGACUGCGUUGAUGAUGGCCGCUUCAGGCUUCGGUGCAGCUGUUAUCCCGCUUCUGCUUCAAGCCAAGGGUGUGCAGCCUCAUUUGACGGAUAAGGAUGGACGGACGGCAUUGAUGAUCGCUGCGGAUUGGGCGUACGACGCUGCGGUUGGAUUGUUGCUUCAGAUGGAAGGGGUCGAUAUCAACCAACAGGACAACGAGGGGUAUACGGCGUUGAUGCUCGCGGCGGGAGCGUCGGCGGAGGUUGGGAACCCUUUGGCUGUGGUGAAACGGCUCCUUCGUGUUCCGGGAAUACGUGUUGACCUUGUCGAUUCGGAUGGGGCGACUGCAAUGCAGCAUGCGAUGGAGGAGGGGAAUGGUGAUGUGGUCAAGGCUCUGGCGAAGGGUAAUUUGAUCGCGCCGCUUGGUGCCAUGGUGCGACAGCUGGUGGCUCCGUAUUUUGAAUCGACCUCUGAUUCAGAUUUGGAUUCUGAGUCUGAGUCUUGUUCUGAAUAG
Messenger RNA from Coprinopsis cinerea okayama7#130, 3588 nucleotides. RefSeq names its product ankyrin repeat domain-containing protein 50. NCBI's taxonomy places the organism in Eukaryota, Fungi, Basidiomycota, Agaricomycetes, Agaricales, Psathyrellaceae. The record is from RefSeq and is a predicted model, not a curated record. Bases 73 to 3588 code for a protein of 1171 amino acids. The transcript is spliced from 9 exons. Gene Ontology annotation, molecular function: protein binding.